AUGCUCCAAAGGGGCCAAGACAUAUCUCUAGAGAGGCAGAAGCCUGGUGCGGCGCAGCACAUUUGCUCAAGUGGAGACCUCGGGCCUGGACGUGAACUCGCUGCCUUCUCCCCUCGCCCCAGCGGGCGGUGGGAGCUCCGAGGCCCCAGCGCCCACAGAACGGCCUCCUCGGAGCUCCAGCGGCGGCCCGCCCAUCGGCCACCGCUCGCUACCGUCCUUCCCGCGGCCCUCUCCUCCCCCACGGCACAGGAGGCCACGCUUCUAUCCUCCUGCCACUCACUUCGCCCGGGAUCCCACGUAGCAGCCGCCCACGAUCAUCCGCAGACCAUAGCGACUUUUAUUUCCCAGAACGCUCUGUGCCCGACGCGCGACCCCCGAAGACCCGGAAGUAAAACCCCAGCGCUGCAACCGUCCUUCAGAGGAGGCGGCGACGACCAAUCGGCAGCGGCCAAGACCAACAACUAUUCCCAGAAUCCAAAUUGCACCAUAAUGAUAUUUCGUCCAACCAAAGACCAGUUUAAUGAUUUUGAAAAGUAUAUUGCCUACAUGGAGUCCCAGGGUGCUCACCGAGCUGGGCUCGCCAAGGUCAUCCCACCCAAAGGAUGGAGAGCCAGGCAGUCCUACGACAACAUCAGUGACAUCUUAAUAGCCGCUCCCCUGAAGCAGCUGGUGUCUGGGAAGGCAGGUGUCUUCACACAAUAUCACAGAAAGAUGAAAGCCAUGACAGUGGGGCAGUAUCGCCACCUGGCCAACAGCAAAAGAUGUCGGCCCCCACCUCACCGGAAUUUUGAAGAUUUGGAGAGAAAAUACUGGAAGAACCGCCUCUACGAGUCACCACUUUAUGGCGCUGACAUCAACGGAUCCUUGUUUGAUGAAAACACUGAGCACUGGAACCUUGCACACCUGGGGAGCAUUUUAGACCUCCUGCAGCAGGAAUGCGGAGUGGUGAUCGAGGGCAUCAACACGCCCUACCUGUACUUCGGCAUGUGGAAGACCACCUUCGCUUGGCACACGGAGGACAUGGACCUGUACAGCAUCAACUACCUGCACUUCGGGGAGCCCAAGACGUGGUAUGCUGUGCCCCCUGAGCAUGGGCAGCGCCUGGAGCGCCUGGCCAGGGAGCUUUUCCCUGCCAACUCCCGGGCCUGCGAGUCCUUCCUGCGGCACAAGGUGGCGCUCCUCUCUCCCAGCGUGCUCCAGCAGAAUGGCAUCCCCUUUGGCCGCAUGACCCAGGAGGCUGGAGAGUUCAUGGUCACCUUCCCCUAUGGCUACCACGCUGGCUUCAACCAUGGCUUCAACUGCGCGGAGGCCACCAAUUUCGCCACCGAGCGGUGGAUCGACUAUGGCAAGGUGGCCUCUCAGUGCAGCUGUGGGGAGGCCAGGGUCAGCUUCUCCAUGGACGCCUUUGUGCGCAUCCUGCAGCCUGAGCGCUAUGAGCUGUGGAGGCGCGGCCAGGACCGGGCGCUUGUGGACCACGCCAAGCCACUGGACGGAAGCUGA
Molecule: messenger RNA, 1500 nt
Organism: Jaculus jaculus (lesser Egyptian jerboa)
Lineage: Eukaryota; Metazoa; Chordata; Mammalia; Rodentia; Dipodidae
Product: lysine-specific demethylase 4D-like
Exons: 2
Coding region: 1-1500 (499 amino acids)
Biological process (GO): chromatin remodeling
Cellular component (GO): nucleus
Molecular function (GO): histone H3K9 demethylase activity
Source: RefSeq, a predicted model, not a curated record